This is a messenger RNA of Ricinus communis (castor bean), 797 nucleotides long. Its product is annotated as non-specific lipid-transfer protein C, cotyledon-specific isoform-like. The transcript has 2 exons. The record is from RefSeq and is a predicted model, not a curated record. Gene Ontology annotation, biological process: lipid transport. Gene Ontology annotation, cellular component: membrane. NCBI's taxonomy places the organism in Eukaryota, Viridiplantae, Streptophyta, Magnoliopsida, Malpighiales, Euphorbiaceae. Gene Ontology annotation, molecular function: lipid binding. The coding region runs from base 115 to 642 and encodes 175 amino acids.
UUGUAGCCAUUUCCAGAACCCAAGAAGAUUUCUUGAAAUUUCAGUUCCCUAGAUAGCAGGAUCAUCCUGGCGAGGGCCUGCAACUUUUGGUUUCAGUCCCAAUGCAACUUAUCCAUGCAGCAUCAGUAUAGCAAAAUUAACUCAAAUAACCACAAUCCUUCUCUAUAUAAACCCUAUCUCCCCCACAACCAUAACCCAUCAGCAAGAACAGGCAUUGCCUCAUACAUCAAGUACAAGAAGAAAAAAGAAAAAGAUUUAGCGUCCCUUUAUAAUUUUCUUACUUCAAAAACCAUGAAGAACGUUGUCUUCUCUGUGCUCUUACUCCUCUCCUUCCUCUUCUGCCUCGCCAACACCAACGAGGCAGCAGUUCCAUGCAGCACGGUGGACAUGAAGGCAGCUGCUUGUGUUGGGUUCGCCACUGGCAAGGACUCGAAGCCCUCACAGGCAUGCUGCACAGGGCUACAACAGCUUGCUCAAACUGUUAAGACGGUUGACGACAAGAAGGCCAUUUGCAGGUGCUUGAAGGCUAGCUCCAAGUCCUUGGGAAUUAAAGAUCAGUUCCUGAGCAAGAUUCCUGCUGCUUGCAACAUCAAAGUUGGCUUCCCUGUCUCCACCAACACCAACUGCGAAACGAUUCAUUAGGCCAUUAUGGAGGUGAUCAAGGCUGUGUAGGAAUUACAAAUCUUACAACAGUACUUGAUCAAGAAGGAUUUGAAUAAUGUAGUUGAGAUCUUGUUUUAAGACCCUCUUUGAACUUAUGAUAAUAAAAAUAAUAAUAAUUUAAUAUUUUUAUGUUA